AUGACAGCCAAGACGGAGGCUUCUGAAAGUGCCAAGCCCAAGUACAGACGUGCAUCUGCUCGCAAGGUCCGAACAGGUUGCAAAACAUGCAAGUAG
Fusarium verticillioides 7600 is the source of this 96-nucleotide messenger RNA. RefSeq lists its product as hypothetical. The transcript is spliced from 2 exons. Lineage: Eukaryota; Fungi; Ascomycota; Sordariomycetes; Hypocreales; Nectriaceae. Bases 1 to 96 code for a protein of 31 amino acids. The record is from RefSeq and is a predicted model, not a curated record.